AUGUCUUUAGAAGGAGCCGAGAAAUAUAAAAACUGGAGUAAAGAAGAAUUGAUUGCAAGGUUAUUAAGUUAUGAAAACCAGCAAAAAGAAAUAAACUUUCUCAGCAAAAGCUCAACAGAAUUUCAUUCAGCAACCGAUACAAAUAUUACUUCAGUCACGGAAACGAAACCUAAAAAAAUCAGGAAGAAAGAAUCUCGACCUUUUGAUAUUACUAAAUAUUCCCAGCGUCACAUCGCUUUGAAAGUAGCAUAUUUAGGUUUUAAUUAUUCUGGUUUCGCUGCACAAAAUGACGACCUGAGUAUACAAACUGUCGAAGGACAACUGUUUGAGGUUCUCAAGGCAACGAGACUAAUAUCUAGUCCAAAAGAAUGUAAUUUCUCGCGUUGUGGUAGAACUGAUAAAGGAGUAAGUGGAAUGGGACAAGUGGUUGCAUUAGAUGUUCGUUCAAAUAUUCCAUUAUCCACCGAAGAUUCCUCUAAACCAAAUUUUUCUCAAGAUGAUAAAAAUAUUAAAUCUUUAGAAGAUCAAGAAGCUUCACAAAAAGGGAAUCAGUUCAAAAGGAAAACGAACGAAUCAAUAGAAGAAUUACCUUACAUAGAAACGUUGAAUCGCUCGCUUCCCGAUGAUAUUCGUGUAAUAGCUUGGGCUCCUGUUCCUUCAACUUUUAAUGCGAGAUUUAAUUGUAUAUCGCGCGAAUAUAAAUAUUACUUUGCUAAAGGGAAUUUGAAUAUUGAACUUAUGAGAGAGGCAGCCAAUAAAUUUCUUGGACAACAUGAUUUCCGUAAUUUCUGCAAAAUUGAUCCAGCCAAACAAAUCACGAAUUUCGAAAGAACAAUACUCAGUAUCACUAUUCAACCAGUUAUUCAACAAGAGCAACAGUCAGAAAUGCGAGACUUUUAUGAAGUUAGCUUACGUGGAACAGCGUUUCUAUGGCAUCAAGUUCGUUGCAUGAUGGCAAUCCUUUUCUUGGUGGGACAGCAAUUGGAAAGACCGUCAAUUAUUGAUGAAUUGCUUAACGUGGAGAAAUAUUCAGCAAAACCUGUGUAUGAGAUGGCAAAUGAUAUACCUUUAGUCUUUUACGACUGCCAAUUUAAUCAGAAUAUUGAAUGGAAAUAUUCUCGAGAUGAUGACUUGGAGUUCAAAACGCCAUCAAGAUUAUUCAAGCAUUUUCACGAGCAAUGGUAUAGUCAAAGGAUUAAAUCACUAAUAAUUGAAAAUUUUCUUGAUGAUAUCGGAAAACUAA
This is a messenger RNA of Ambispora leptoticha, 1243 nucleotides long. Lineage: Eukaryota; Fungi; Glomeromycota; Glomeromycetes; Archaeosporales; Ambisporaceae. The record is from the annotation of a GenBank genome assembly.